AUGGCGAGCUCCGUGAUAAACAAUAUCAUUAAUGUGUUUGGAAAAGACGCCUCUGCAUGUUUUACAACGUUUGGAUUUCUUGCAGCGUCAUAUUGGGCGCUUAAAGUCACUUUUAAUGUAAUCAAAAUCUUGAAAUCACUUGUUUUUGCUGGUUCAACAAAUUUUAAAAGUCUAGGAUCCUGGGCAGUUGUUACUGGUUCAACAGAUGGAAUAGGAAAAGGAUACGCAAAAGAACUAGCUCAAAGGGGAAUGAAUAUUGUAUUGAUAAGUCGUUCAGAAGCAAAACUUCAGGAGGUUGCCAGUGAAAUAGAAAAAGAAAGCAAAGUUCAAACAAGGAUUAUUGUGGCUGACUUCACUAAAGGCCUAGAGCUGUAUGAUUCCAUUAGGGACCAGUUGGCAGGCCUGGAGAUCGGUAUACUUGUGAAUAAUGUAGGGAUGAAUUAUCCUUUUCCAAACUACUUUUUGGAAGUAACUGAUAGAGAAGAGGUUUUUAUAAAAAUUAUCAACGUAAAUAUAACAUCUGUGACCAUGAUGACGAGUAUUGUUAUGCCUGCAAUGGUGGAGAGAAAGAAAGGCGCAGUCAUAAACAUUUCUUCCGCUGGUGGAGUGCAUCCUAUUCCUCUGCAAACCGUAUACUCCGCCAGUAAAGCAUAUGUGACAUUUUUCUCCCGGUGUAUACAAUCUGAAUAUGAAUCAAAAGGAAUUAUUUGUCAGGUAGGUAAAUAUUUUAUACAAUAUUUUUAG
Saccostrea cuccullata (small rock oyster) is the source of this 744-nucleotide messenger RNA. Its product is annotated as very-long-chain 3-oxoacyl-CoA reductase-like. Gene Ontology annotation, molecular function: oxidoreductase activity. Gene Ontology annotation, cellular component: endoplasmic reticulum. The record is from RefSeq and is a predicted model, not a curated record. The coding region runs from base 1 to 744 and encodes 247 amino acids. NCBI's taxonomy places the organism in Eukaryota, Metazoa, Mollusca, Bivalvia, Ostreida, Ostreidae. The transcript is spliced from 8 exons.